AAGAAGAUGAUAAAUACACAAAUGUGGCAUUUCUAUAUGACCAGAUUUGGACUUCUUUUCCUGAUUAGUAUUCUCCCUGGAACCACUGGCCAAGGGGAAUCAAGACGGCAAGAACCUGGGGACUUUGUGAAGCAAGAUAUUGGCGGCCUCUCUCCCAAGCAUGCUCCGGAUAUUCCUGACGACAGCACUGAUAACAUCACUAUCUUCACUAGAAUCUUGGAUCGGCUUCUGGAUGGCUAUGAUAACCGGCUUCGACCUGGGCUUGGAGAUGCAGUGACUGAAGUGAAGACAGACAUCUAUGUGACCAGUUUUGGCCCUGUUUCAGAUACUGACAUGGAAUAUACUAUUGAUGUAUUUUUUAGACAGACAUGGCAUGAUGAAAGACUGAAAUUUGAUGGACCCAUGAAGAUCCUUCCACUGAACAAUCUUCUGGCUAGUAAGAUAUGGACUCCUGACACCUUCUUCCACAAUGGCAAGAAAUCAGUGGCUCACAAUAUGACCACACCCAACAAGCUGCUCAGACUGGUAGACAAUGGGACCCUCCUCUAUACAAUGAGGUUAACAAUACAUGCUGAAUGUCCUAUGCAUUUGGAAGAUUUCCCCAUGGAUGUGCAUGCCUGCCCACUGAAGUUUGGAAGCUAUGCCUAUACUAAAGCUGAAGUGAUUUAUUCUUGGACUCUUGGGAAGAACAAAUCUGUGGAAGUAGCACAGGAUGGCUCUCGCCUGAAUCAGUAUGACUUGCUUGGCCAUGUUGUUGGGACAGAGAUAAUCCGGUCUAGUACAGGAGAAUAUGUCGUCAUGACAACCCACUUUCAUCUGAAGAGAAAAAUUGGCUACUUUGUCAUCCAGACCUACUUGCCAUGUAUCAUGACUGUCAUUCUGUCACAAGUGUCUUUCUGGCUUAAUAGAGAAUCUGUCCCUGCCCGCACAGUCUUUGGUGUCACCACUGUUCUCACUAUGACCACCUUGAGUAUCAGUGCCAGAAACUCCUUACCUAAAGUGGCAUAUGCGACGGCCAUGGACUGGUUCAUAGCCGUCUGUUAUGCCUUUGUAUUUUCUGCACUGAUUGAAUUUGCCACUGUCAACUACUUCACCAAGCGGAGUUGGGCUUGGGAAGGCAAGAAGUUACCAGAAGCCCUGGAGAUGAAGAAGAAAACACCAGCAGCCCCAACAAAGAAAACGAGCACCACUUUCAACAUCGUGGGAACCACCUAUCCUAUGAACCUGGCCAAGGAUGCUGAGUUCUCUACCAUCUCCAAGGGUGCUGUUCCCAGUGCUUCUUCAACUCCAACAGUCAUUGCUUCGCCAAAGGUCACUUAUGUUCAGGACAGCCCUGCUGAGACCAAGACCUACAACAGUGUCAGCAAGGUUGACAAAAUUUCCCGUAUCAUCUUUCCUGUGCUUUUUGCCAUAUUCAAUCUUGUCUACUGGGCUACAUAUGUAAAUCGGGAAUCGGCUAUCAAGGGCAUGAUCCGCAAACAGUAGAUAAUAGUGGUGGCAUAGCAACCACUGUAUACCCCGUGAAUCAUCCAAACACCCAAAAUCCAGGGUUUCCUUUAUGUGUUUCAUGAUUCUUCUUUUCAACCCUGUUCCAAGCUGAGUGUAAUCACUUUCUCAAUUCAUAUUUAUAAACUUCAAUGAAAAUGUAACAACAGAAAAAUGACUUGUCCCUUGAACAUUGCUUGGAUUGAGCCAAACACUGCCAUUUGUCCAGUUGCUUAUCUUAGUGUGCCAGUCUCCCCCAGCUGAGGACACUGCAUGUGUUUAAUUUCACUCUGCCCAACAAAGAAGGAACAGGAGACUCUACUUUUUCUAAUGGAAACCUUGGCUGUAUGAAGUGCAGUGUGUUGAGAUACAGGAGCAUAUUAACUGGGCUGCAUUGGAUGAUUCUGACUCACUAUGGAGUUAGGCCCAGCUGUCUCAUAUAAUCUUAUCAUUCUGGCCCCUCCCAUGCCUCCAGCAAGGCCUACUAGAUAUAUGAACUGGUAGAAUGGGAAGAAGCCUGUGCAAACUUCUGAAGUGACCCCUAAAUAGUUCCUUGCCUUAGAAGUUAGUGGAGACAAUUAAGGCUCAACUCUGUCAAACAUAUAUGGUAGAGAGAGAGAGAGAGAGAGAGAGAGAGAGAGAGAGAGAGAGAGAAAACUAGUUGGGUCAUUCCUGUAUUAAAAGUGUGGGUUCUACUCUAGUUUCAGCCAGCCCCUCAAGAAAGUAGCAUCUCAAUAUAUGUCUCCUUCAGGAAAGCCUCAACAACACCAAGUCCCUUAUAGCCACCUGAGUAUUGCUUACUGUGGAUUCAUGGCUGCCUGUAAACUCUUCAGGAAAAAAAAAAAAUGAACAGACACUUUUAAGCCAAAUUUAAAAGGUAAACAUACACACAAAAUGAUCUAGAUCAAAUGCCUAUAUAAGAAUUGUUCAAAGAUGGGGAAUCUAAGAAACUCACCUCCCUGCCAAUGCAACUUGUCAAAUAGUAGAUGGAUUAAGAUGGUUGGUAAUGUUUGAAGGCUGAAAUCUGCCUCAAAAGAAAGGGCCACAAACAGGAGAAAGCAAAACUUUUCCUUCUACAUUGUACAUAUUGUGCUCCUCUUUCAGGCUCAGUCACUUUGCUCCCAUUAUGUCAAGGACUUCUUACCCACUUUGGAUGCUGAUUGCAAUGAGGGGUGAAUUGCAGAUUCAUACAAAUAUCUCUACUUAUUUUUGAGUCAGUUAAAUCAUUAACUUUAUUACCAAUUUUAUAAUGUAUUAGAGGACAUUUAAUCUCAGUUUGUUCUUAAAUGUAAGCAAAAAAAAAAACAGACAUAAACACACAAUUUUUAUAAGGUAGUCCCAGAAGUUUGAAUAAUUUGCCUGGAGUUCUUAGAAAUGUCUUUAAUAAAGAAAUAUCCUAUGCCCAUUUCCAAAGGCCAAAAUGAAGGAAUAACUGAGAAGCCAGGGCCAUUCUUAACUUAGAAUGAGCACAGCCACAGUGGGCCCUCUGGGUCAUGAAGACAGUUUGACACUAUAAAGGUCUUUAGAAAGAUAACAGUACAUUACCCAAGAUCACCUCUAGUAGUAAUGACUUGAAGGAAUGAGACUGUUUAAUACAACAGCCCCAGCCACUUUGGAUCUGAAUAGCUCAACUAGUCCAGAGUAUCCAGAAGGUCCAAAGUAAAGCCACAAGUAGCACCACAAGCAUAUUCUCUGCCCACCCACUGAACAAAGCUUCUAAGGGAUGUGUCAUUAGCUGCUGGUUGCCUUUUCAUUCAUCUUUCCCUUAUCCCUUGCUUCCUUGCCAUUGCUGGGAUAAUGCAUGCCAGUCCCAUUAUUCUUAAGAUGUGUCUGUAGGUAAAUUUAUGACUAGAAGAGUGUAGUCUUGUGGAUGUGUAGGAAUUGGGGGGUGGGGAGCUGUUAAUGAUUGUCUUAAGGAAUUUAAAAUGGAACCUU
Molecule: messenger RNA, 3420 nt
Organism: Peromyscus eremicus (cactus mouse)
Lineage: Eukaryota; Metazoa; Chordata; Mammalia; Rodentia; Cricetidae
Gene: Gabra3
Product: gamma-aminobutyric acid type A receptor subunit alpha3
Exons: 9
Coding region: 7-1485 (492 amino acids)
Biological process (GO): signal transduction; chloride transport; regulation of postsynaptic membrane potential
Cellular component (GO): synapse; neuron projection; GABA-A receptor complex
Molecular function (GO): GABA-gated chloride ion channel activity; benzodiazepine receptor activity; transmitter-gated monoatomic ion channel activity involved in regulation of postsynaptic membrane potential
Source: RefSeq, a predicted model, not a curated record